Messenger RNA from Malania oleifera, 2666 nucleotides. Its product is annotated as protein NRT1/ PTR FAMILY 7.1. Gene Ontology annotation, biological process: transmembrane transport. Gene Ontology annotation, molecular function: transmembrane transporter activity. Bases 564 to 2372 code for a protein of 602 amino acids. Lineage: Eukaryota; Viridiplantae; Streptophyta; Magnoliopsida; Santalales; Ximeniaceae. Gene Ontology annotation, cellular component: membrane. The record is from RefSeq and is a predicted model, not a curated record. The transcript is spliced from 6 exons.
GAGAUAUGGUCUCGGUUCAUGCGGAGAAAGCGUGGGAGCUUUCCAAGGGAAGUUGUUAUGUAACAGCUUCACACAUCCAUCCCUUCACCUUCUUAAAUCUCUCUCUCUCUCUCUCUCCCCCUCAUCGGUCCAUCCACCAUUGUUACUGAUGAUCUCUCUCUCUUUCUCUCUCUCUCUCUCACACACACACACUCUCUCUCUCUCUCUCUCUCUCUGCGAGAAAUUUUGAAGAAGGAAGAGUGGUCCUCAGAGGCUCUGUUUGGAUUGAGAAUGUGCAUAAGCAAUAAGAAAAAGCAGCAGGAGAAGAGGGUUUUGUAAUUAAGCGGCUUUUCCCGUCGGGGGUUAUAAUCGGAGAUAAGUAAUUUUUCACCAUAAAUGACAAUAGCGUUCACCGGCGGGUUCUUCAGUAACGGGGCGAGCACACGAUUGAUUUCCCAGAGGCGGCUCACGUCGCCGCCGCCGGUGCUCAUCGACACCCGUUCUUCGCCGUCGCCGGAGUCAGGUUCGGUGACGGAGCUCAUUGUUUUGUCCGUCACCAAGUUCCGUAAAAGAAAAGAGCUUCAAUGGCCACAAUGGACUUGCCUAAGUCUACCAAUGAUGUUGUACUAAAGGUGAGAGAAGGAAAUAGUAGCGAAUUAGAAGCUGUCGACAGAGACUACAAGGAAAAUGGGCAGGAGAUUCUUUCUCUUGAGGGCAAUGAUUCCAAGAAGAGAGGAGGGUGGAAAUUAGCAAUUCUCUUGUUAGCGAAUCAGGGCCUAGCAACACUGGCUUUUUUCGGUGUUGGAGUAAACUUGGUAUUGUUUUUAACCAGAGUUCUUGAUCAAGAUAAUGCCAGUGCUGCUAAUAAUGUUAGCAAGUGGACUGGGACUGUUUAUAUGUGUUCAUUGAUUGGUGCAUUCCUCAGCGAUUCGUACUGGGGCCGAUACUUGACCUGUGCCAUCUUUCAGUUGGUUCUUGUACUGGGUUUGGUGCUAUUGUCACUAUCAUCUUGGUUCUUCUUGAUCAAGCCCAACGGUUGCGGUGAUGGAGAAGUAAUUUGCGAGCCGACUUCUUCCAUUGGUAUUGUCAUUUUCUACUUAUCAAUAUACUUGGUAGCCUUUGGAUACGGUGGCCACCAGCCAACACUAGCCACCUUUGGAGCAGACCAAUUCAAUGAGAGGAUCCCUAAGGAUAGGACUUCAAAGGCAGCAUUCUUCUCUUAUUUUUACUUCGCACUUAAUCUUGGAUCUCUCUUCUCGAACACCAUUUUAGUUUAUUAUGAAGAUUCGGGUAAAUGGACGCUAGGCUUUUGGUUGUCAACUGGUUCUGCUAUUAUAGCCCUGCUGUCAUUUCUAAUGGGAACACCGGGAUAUCGGUAUAUAAAACCUCAUGGCAACCCUUUGCCAAGAGUUGCUCAAGUAUUUAUAGCUGCAGCUAAGAAAUGGGACGUUGUUCCCGCAGAUGCAACCGAAUUGUAUGAGGUUGAAGGAUCAGAAUCAGCCAUUAAAGGGAGCAGGAAAAUUCUUCAUAGCGAUGAUUUUGAGUUCUUAGACAAGGCAGCUACAAUGACAGAGAAAGAUGAAUGUGGCACAAAGAAUCCGUGGAGACUAUGCACUGUAACACAAGUUGAAGAAGCCAAAUGUGUUCUUAGAAUGUUCCCCAUAUGGCUAUGCACUAUCAUUUACUCAGUUGUGUUCACUCAGAUGGCUUCACUCUUUGUGGAGCAAGGAGCUGUAAUGAACUCCAACUUUGGAAACUUCCACCUCCCGGCUGCUAGCAUGUCUGUAUUUGACAUCUGCAGUGUCCUUAUCUGCACUGGAAUCUACCGGAGAAUUCUUGUCCCCUUGGCUGGGAGACUCAGUGGGAAGCCAAAGGGUUUAACCGAGCUUCAAAGAAUGGGAAUUGGGCUUGUGAUAGGAAUGCUAGCGAUGGUUGCAGCUGGUGUCACGGAGCUCGAAAGGCUUAAAAGGGUUGUUCCCACAGAGCAGAUUAGCUCUUUGAGCAUCUUUUGGCAAACUCCACAGUACAUUCUUGUUGGCGCAUCUGAAGUUUUCAUGUAUGUAGGUCAGUUGGAGUUUUUUAACGGCCAAGCUCCGGAUGGGAUUAAAAGCUUUGGAAGCUCACUUUGCAUGGCUUCAAUUUCACUUGGCAAUUAUGUUAGUAGCAUGCUGGUUAAUAUGGUGAUGGGCAUUACAGCUAAAGGUGAUAACGCCGGUUGGAUCCCGGAAGACCUUAAUUCUGGUCACAUGGACAGGUUUUACUUCCUCAUCGCAAUAUUGACUGCUGCUGACUUUGUAAUCUAUUUGGUCUGUGCAAAGUGGUACAAGUGCAUAAAUCUUGAGGGCGAUGGGAAAGAAGUUCAAAUGGAAAAACAAGGGGACGAAAUAAUCUGAAGACUUCAACUUGGUUUCCACUACUAGAAAAAAUAAAAAUCAUGGAUCGUUUUAGUCCAUUGAGUGAAUUUGAACUUCUGAUUUGCACUCAUCGCUCUGCUGUGUAUUUUCCCCGAUGGUGCUGUAUUUCUGUUAUCAUGGAAUAAUCUCAAUGGAAUAAUUAGGAUUUCCCUGUUGAGUUUGUACUUCUAUUCUAUUACUUCUCUUUUGAGUUUGUACUUCUAUUCUAUCAUGUGGCAAGAUAUUCGUAGGCAGGAUUUAUUUUUCCUCUUCUCAUAUGAGACGUUGGCGAUC